Molecule: messenger RNA, 4316 nt
Organism: Fukomys damarensis (Damara mole-rat)
Lineage: Eukaryota; Metazoa; Chordata; Mammalia; Rodentia; Bathyergidae
Gene: Usp45
Product: ubiquitin specific peptidase 45
Exons: 18
Coding region: 127-2562 (811 amino acids)
Biological process (GO): protein deubiquitination
Molecular function (GO): zinc ion binding; cysteine-type deubiquitinase activity
Source: RefSeq, a predicted model, not a curated record
CCCACACCCCCUCACUGCCUCGGGACUCCGGCCAGCGCUUAGCCUUCGUCCGGGUUUCAAGUGGAAAGUGGGGAAAAUAAGAGCAAUCUCUCCUGGAAAGUAGCUGUGGGGAUCAAUAAAUAACAGAUGCGGGUAAAAGAUCCAUCCAAAGCUUUACCUGAGAAAGGAAAAAGAAAUAGAAGGCCUUCAGUACCUCAUGAUGAAGAUUCUUCAGAUGACAUUGCUGUAGGUUUAACUUGCCAACAUGUAAGUCAUGCUGUCAGUGUGAAUCAUGUGAAGAAAGCAAUAGCUGAGAGUCUAUGGUCAGUUUGUUCAGAAUGUUUAAAAGACAGAAGAUUCUACGAUGGACAACCAGUACUUCCUUCAGAUAUUUGGUUGUGCCUUAAGUGUGGUUUUCAGGGAUGUGGUAAAAACUCAGAAAACCAGCAUUCACUGAAGCACUUCAAGAGUUCCAGAACAGAGUCUCAUUGUAUUGUAAUUAAUCUGAGCACAUGGAUUAUAUGGUGUUAUGAAUGUGAUGAAAAAUUAUCAACACAUUGUAAUAAGAAGGUUUUGGCCCAGAUAGUUGAUUUUCUUCAGAAACAUGUUUCUAAAACACAAACAAGUACAUUUUCUAGAAUCAUAAAACUUUGUGAAGAAAAACGUGAAACAAGUGAAAUAAAGAAAGGAAGAAAGAGUAGCAGUGUGUCAUCUGUAAAAGGAAUUACAAAUUUAGGAAAUACUUGUUUCUUUAAUGCAGUCAUUCAGAACUUGGCACAGACUUAUAUUCUUAUUGAACUAAUGAAUGAGAUAAAAGAAGAUGGUACAAAAUUAAAGAUCUCUCCUGCAGAUUCUCAGCUGGACCCAUUAGCAGUAGAACUUUCAAGCCCUGGACCACUGACCUCAGCCUUGCUCCUGUUUCUUCACAGCAUGAAGGAGACUGAAAGAGGACCACUUUCUCCUAAAGUUCUUUUUAACCAGCUCUGUCAGAAGGCACCUCGAUUUAAAGGUUUCCAACAACAGGAUAGUCAGGAGCUUCUUCAUUAUUUGUUGGAUGCAGUGAGGACAGAAGAAACAAAGAGAAUACAAGCUAGCAUUCUAAAAGCAUUUAACAAUCCAACUACUAAAACUGCUAAUGAUGAAACUAGAAAAAAAGUCAAAGCGUAUGGAAAAGAAGGUGUGAAAAUGAACUUCAUAGAUCGGAUCUUUAUUGGUGAAUUAACUAGCACAGUCAUGUGUGAAGAAUGUGCAAAUAUCUCCACAGUGACAGAUCCUUUCAUUGAUAUUUCACUUCCUAUAAUAGAAGAAAGGGUUUCAAAACCUGUGCUGUUGGGAAAAGUGAAUAAAAAUAGAAGCUUACAGGAGGCAGAUCCUGACCAGUACUGUGAUACUGUUGGUAUAGAAAGUGCUCAUCAACCCAGAGCUGCCAAGAAGCAUCCUUCAUCUAAAGAAAAGAAUCAUGAAAGAAAACAUGUAAGACAGUUGUCAUCUGGAAAAGAGAAAACUGUUACGCAUAAGAAAAAUGCCAGCCUUGGGUUGAGUGGAGAGCCCUCAGCGUCUGUGAGCACUGUGGGCACCGAGGCCUCUCUGAAUGAAAGCCCCAGCGAGGGCAGCGAGAAGGCCACCAGUCAGUCUGAGAGCAGCGCUGACGCGGACAGCGAGGCCUCGGAAUCAGAAAGCGCGCUAAAGCCUACCAUUCUGCUUGGACCUAGUGGUGAAUCCACUGUGCACCUGGGUGGGCGCCUUCCCCAGCCAUCAGCCAGGGAAGUACCACGUGCCAAGGAGACCGGCAGCGGUGAUGAGGGAAUGGCUGACGCGAUUUCUCAGCUUUGUUUGAGCAGCACUGUAAUUGGAGAUGGAGAUUUUGACAGAGAAACUCAGCCACUGAAUGUUCCAAAUAAUUUUUCAGAGGAGAAAUAUAUGAGGUCGCACAGUCCCCAAAAUGCUUUUCAGACCCUUUCUCAGAGCUAUGUAACUACUUCUAAAGAAUGUUCAGUUCAGUCCUGCCUCUACCAGUUUACAUCCAUGGAAUUACUAAUGGGGAAUAAUAAGCUUCUCUGUGAGAGUUGUACUGAAAAGAAACAGAAAUACCAAAAGGAAACCAGUUCUGCAGAAAAGAAAGCAGAAGGAGUUUAUACUAAUGCGAGGAAGCAAUUGCUCAUUUCUGCUGUUCCAGCUAUCCUAAUUCUCCAUCUUAAAAGAUUCCAUCAGGCUGGCAUGAAUCUUCGUAAAGUAAACAGACAUGUAGAUUUUCCGCUUACACUUGAUUUGGCACCCUUCUGCUCUGCUACCUGUAAGAAUGUAAGUGUGGAAGAUAAAGUUCUCUAUGAUCUCUAUGGCAUAGUGGAACAUAGCGGUUCAAUGAGAGGAGGUCAUUACACUGCUUAUGUGAAAGUGAGACUGCCCUCCAGGAAAUUACUGGAACAUAUCACUGGAAAGAAGAGCGUGCCUGGUUUGAAAGAACUGGAUCGAGAAUCGGGAGGCCAGUGGGUCCAUGUUAGCGACUCUUAUGUGCAAGUGGUUCCAGAAUCGAGAGCACUUAGUGCACAAGCAUAUCUUCUUUUUUAUGAAAGAAUAUUAUAAUUAUUUUAAUUGUUAAUUAGUUAACUCACUGUUAUUUGAAUGCUGCAGUAGUUAACCAUAAUAUGUUAUGUGCCUUUGUAAUCUCUCUUCUGUAGGGAGAGCAUAUCUUUCAACAACGCUUUAACUUUUUUUUUUGUCAUUUUGGAGAAUGCUUUUAAAGUCAAUUAAAUUUACUCAGUGAUUUCAAAUUAGUAUCUUAAAUGUAAAGACUUUUUUUUUUUCAAAAAUUUGUCCUAGGGGACAAAACAGUUUACAGCAGUAGAAUAACGUCUUUAUGAUAUGGCUCAUCAUUACAAGCAUUCAGAAAUGAUCCUGGCUAAAUGAAAUCACUCCUUAAUACAGUGUUUCUGAAAGGUGGUUAACACCUUCCUGAUUGCAUGUAAUAUACCCUGUGCCAUUAUUUACUUUUUUUUCAACAUUUUAGCUUUUUAUACAUUAGCCAUGUUAUAAGCAAUCAUACUUCACAUUUUACAUGCUUACUAUUUUUCAUAAACAUUAAAACAAAUUUAUAACUGUUAAAGAGAAAGUAUUCAUCCAUGUACCACUCCAUUUAAAAAUCAUCUCAGGGCUCUCCUGUGGUAUAUGUUUAUCACUAUUGGAAAAUAUUGCUAUACCUAUGUGAACUAAUGCUUAAUAUAACAUAGUUAUGUCAUAUUCUAUGAUUCAGCCAUAUAAAAAGUGUCACUAUAAUUUUAGUACUGUGGGUUUACAAAUAAUUAUUGCUUAGCUUAUUACUUUGAAGUUUUGAAAAUAUUGAAACAUUUUGUACACAUACCAUCUGCAGCCCAUUUGUGGAAGAGUUAGAUAAUUUGUAAGUGGUUGGCCAGGGUUAAAAUAUAAUUACAGAUAAUUGUAAUGUGCAGAAUUGGUAAAUAGAAGUUGAUAAUCUAUAUGGCACCAUAGGCUGCCUUUGAAAUACAAGUUACCAAAUUAUAUUUGUAGAUGAUAGAGAAUUAUAUUCUUAUACUUACAGAGAAAUAAAAUGCAUUUUCUACUUCUGUAAUUCAGUGAAUAUUAAACAUUGUUUUAGGGUAUAGAGAUCACUUUUGUGGGUGUCUUCAAGAAGCAUCAUUUAAGUUUCAAUUUAACUUUUACUUUUUUAAGAAUUUAAGUUUUACUUUACUGGAGCACAGAGCAGGUGCUUCUGUUUUAAAUAAAAGCAAAAAUAUGGUAGUUUUCCUUCUUUAGAAUACAAGUUACUAAGCUCACAAAACUUGGCAUGAAAAAUACUACUACUGCUUAGGCCUAAAUUUCAAAAAAUCAUGGGUACUUCAGGGUUAUAUUACUGAAUCAAAAUAUAAUAGCAUGGUUCAAGCAUCCUAAUCAUUAGUGGCAAUGGAUUAUUCUAUAGGCAAAUAUUGGAUAAUUUCCUAGAAAACGGGCAAUAGUCGUUGUAUAUAAUGUGGGGAAAUAUUAGCCAAACCUGAUCCUUUGUAAAAAGUAAGUCUAUGUACUGUAUAUGUAUGUAUAUGACAUUAUCAAGGUUACCAUGCUGCCUUUUGAUAUAUGGAUGAAUGAAAUUAUAACUAGUAUUAAAGAUAGUAAUAAUAUAUGAUACAGAGCUUUAAAAUGUUGCAUAAAUUCUAUUUUUAAGGUGUUGAAAUUUAUAUAGUAGUGUUUAUCUUCUUUAAUAGUGAAAAUGAAGAAAUCUAUCUUUGUUAAUAUGCAAAAGCAGAUUGUGUCAUGUGAAAGGUAAAUUUUUUUUUUUCUGGGUAUGGUGGUGCAUGCCUAUAAUUCUAGUACUCAGGAGUUUG